Molecule: messenger RNA, 1176 nt
Organism: Drosophila takahashii
Lineage: Eukaryota; Metazoa; Arthropoda; Insecta; Diptera; Drosophilidae
Gene: Taf8
Product: TBP-associated factor 8
Biological process (GO): transcription initiation at RNA polymerase II promoter
Cellular component (GO): transcription factor TFIID complex
Molecular function (GO): protein heterodimerization activity
Source: RefSeq, a predicted model, not a curated record
GUGAUAGGCGAUUCCAUCUCUGAUCUGGCAGCACUGAGCGGCGAAAAUAAUUGAAUUUUGUCUUUAUUUUUUUUCAACGUAAACAAAUAAGUUAAAUUAAGACUGAUCCGAAUGGAGAAGGUGGAGGCGGUGACGGUGCCCCAUGUGGAUGCGUAUCGGCGGCUGCUGAACAAGGCGGUGUCCCAGCUGCUGGUGGACAAGGGCGCCGGGCAGGCGAGCAACCAGUGCCUGGAGACGCUCACCCAGAUGCUGCAGGCGCUGAUCGGCGAGAUUGGCAAUUCGGCGCACAACUACUGCGAGCUCAGCGGACGCACCAUGCCCACCGUGGGCGACGUCAGUUUGGCGCUGAUCAACAUGGGCAUCUCGAUCUCCAGUUUGGAUCCCUACAUGCGCAAGGAGACGCAUGUGCCCAUUCCGCUGCCGCCGCAGCAGACGCAGCAGCGACAACUGAGCCUGCUCCAGGCGGGCAGCAAGUCCUCGCAUCCGCACUAUGUGCCCAGCUACUUCCCGGCAAUGCCCGAUCCACAUGCCUACAUCCGGACGCCCACGCACAAGCAGCCGGUGACGGAGUACGAGGCCAUCAGGGAGAAGGCCGCCUGCCAGAAGCGGGACAUCGAGAAGGCGCUCACGAAGUUCCUCUGCAAGACCACCGAGACGAACAAUCUCUUUCCCACCGAGGACAACAUGUUUCCCUUGAUUGCCUGCAAGCCGGCCUUUCCUCCAUAUGCAGCCGCUUUGAAUCCCACAGACCAGGUCUUUGACUUCGAGGAGCUGGAGUAUCACUAUUUGGUGGCCAAUCGCACAGAGGAUGUGCCCAGCAAAGAGGACGGCGAGGAGGGCGACAGCGAGAACGAGGAGAUGGACGGCGACAAGUCGAAGGAGGAGAAGCCCGAGCUGGAGAUCAAACCGAAUUCCACCACGAACAAGGCCAUUUUGGAGAACCCCAAUAUAGAUAAUCCCUACUUGCGAGCCGCCACCCUGCCCAAGCGAUCCAAAACGGGUGCGGGUGCACCGGGAAUCAUGCCCAGCCGGAGUUUGGCCAGCACGGCGCCAACGAUACCAACGCCCUCCACCCUAGAGAUAACGAAAAGUAGCGUAUAAGUGUAGCAUGCGGUUUUAAAUAAUGUUUAGGGAAUCGAAACACUCCUCUUUUAAAUAAAUUACAUCAAUUGCGCG